Molecule: messenger RNA, 1423 nt
Organism: Centropristis striata (black sea bass)
Lineage: Eukaryota; Metazoa; Chordata; Actinopteri; Perciformes; Serranidae
Product: sphingosine 1-phosphate receptor 3
Exons: 2
Coding region: 284-1423 (379 amino acids)
Biological process (GO): G protein-coupled receptor signaling pathway
Cellular component (GO): membrane
Molecular function (GO): sphingosine-1-phosphate receptor activity
Source: RefSeq, a predicted model, not a curated record
CUGCAGGAGGGAGGAGGAGUGACUUCCAGCCAACCGUCGACAGCUCCUCCGGAGUUUAGACAUCAGAGAAAGAUGAGGAACUGCUCUCUGCCGCUGAGCCGAGGAAUGAGACGGAAUUAAAGUUCAACAUUUACUCGAGAAAACACGGAGAAUCGACUAACUCUGCAAUGAAAUGAGUGUCUUUUACUUUCAGCUAAACCCUGACUGCGAGCAUCCCACGCUGAACACGGUGGACUCACUUGCUCACUUCUGACAUCCAGUGUCAGCAGCCGGUGCUGUGAAGAUGAUCAACCCUCAAAUAUACCUCCACUACAACUACACAGGAAAGUUGGACCACCGGCCCAGAGUUGGCACGAGCCCAGGCACCGUGGACACCCAAACCAUCGUGUUCCUCAUCAUAUGCAGCUUCAUUGUUCUGGAGAACCUCACUGUGCUGGUGGCGAUAUGGAGAAACCAACGGUUCCACAAUCGCAUGUACUUCUUCAUCGGCAACCUGGCGCUGUGCGACAUGCUGGCCGGAGUCGCUUACCUGGUCAACCUGCUCCUGUCAGGAGAGAAGACCCUGCAGCUCUCACCUGCUCUCUGGUUUGUCAGAGAAGGGAGCAUGUUUGUAGCACUUGGCGCCUCCAUUUUCAGUCUCCUGGCUAUUGCCAUAGAGCGACACCUGACUAUGAUCAAAAUGAGGCCUUAUGAUGCCAACAAGAACUACAGAGUGUUUCUGCUCAUAGGAACAUGCUGGCUGAUCGCCAUAUCUCUUGGAGCGUUGCCUAUUCUAGGCUGGAACUGCCUCAACAACCUCCCCGACUGCUCCACAAUCCUCCCUCUCUACACUAAGAAAUAUGUAGCUUUCUAUAUCACAGUUUUCAUGGUUUUGCUCUUAGCCAUGUCAGUGUUGUAUGCCCGUAUCUACAUCCUGGUGAAGUCCAGCAGCCGAAAGGUGAGCAAGAACAGGAACUCUGAGCAUGCAAUGUCCCUGCUGCGCACUAUCAUCAUUGUAGUUGGAGUUUUCAUCGCCUGCUGGACGCCCCUCUUCGUCCUGCUCCUGGUGGAUGUGGCGUGCAAGCAGCGCUGCCCCAUCCUCUACAAGGCCGACUGGUUCAUUGCACUGGCUGUGCUCAACUCAGCCAUGAACCCCAUCAUUUACACCCUGGCCAGCCGCGAGAUGAGACGGGCCUUCCUGGGUCUGGUGUGUGGAGUCUGCUACAGGGGGAAGGUCUCUGUGAACGGCAGCGGGAACAAGCAGUCUCUAGAGCCGAGCCGCAGCAGGAGCAAGUCGUGGAGCAGCCAGAACAACCCCAACCAGAACCAGCACAGCUCCAGGCAGGCGGAGCUGGAGAGAGGGCAGGAGACGGCCAAUGGCGAGGUCUCAGUGGUGGCAGGAGGGGCCAGUCAGGCCGUCAUUGAGAGCGACAGAAAAGACUAA